Molecule: messenger RNA, 1425 nt
Organism: Canis lupus familiaris (dog)
Lineage: Eukaryota; Metazoa; Chordata; Mammalia; Carnivora; Canidae
Gene: ACTRT2
Product: actin related protein T2
Source: RefSeq, a predicted model, not a curated record
UCCCUGGCUGCCUGAAAGCAGAGCAGAUCUGCGGCGAAGAUGGAGGACUCUCAGGGCCCAGCCACCUGCUAGCCCCCCCCGGGAGUCACUGCAGAGCCGUGGAAUCCUGUGCCCUUAAACUUCCACAGGGGCCUCUUGCAUCACAAAGUGGCUGAGAGAGUUCUGUCUUUAUUUUGGUGAAGCACAGAAGAGGAUGCUGCAGACAUGUUUAAUCCACAUGUAUUAGAUUCUCCAGCUGUGAUUUUUGACAAUGGCUCUGGACUCUGCAAAGCAGGCUUGUCUGGAGAGAUUGGGCCCCGCCAUGUCAUCAGCUCUGUCAUAGGGCACCCUAAGUUCAAGACCCCUUCGGCAGGAGCCAAUCAGAAGAAGUACUUUGUGGGCGAGGAGGCUCUGCACAAGCAGGAGGUCCUACAGAUGCACUACCCCAUCGAGCGGGGCCUGGUCACCGGCUGGGAGGACAUGGAGAGACUCUGCAAGCACCUGUUCGAGUGGGAGCUGGGGGUGAAGGCCAGCGACAGGCCUGUGCUCAUGACGGAGCCCUCACUGAACCCCAGGGAGGCUCGGGAGAAGAUGGCCGAGAUGAUGUUUGAGAACUUCAAUGUGCCUGCCUUCUACCUGUCGGACCAGGCCGUGCUGGCCCUCUACGCCUCGGCCUGCGUCACAGGCCUGGUGGUGGACAGCGGGGAUGGGGUCACCUGCACUGUCCCCAUCUUUGAAGGGUACUCCCUGCCCCAUGCAGUCACCAAGCUCUACGUGGCAGGAAGGGACAUCACAGAGCACCUCACCCGGCUGCUGCUGGCUAGUGGGCGGUCCUUCCCGUGUGUGCUGGACAAAGCCCUGGUGGAUGACAUCAAGGAAAAGCUGUGCUACGUGGCCGUGGAGCCUGAGAAGGAGCUAUCCCGGAAGCCAGAGGAGGUCCUGAGAGAGUACAAGCUGCCAGACGGGAACAUCAUCUGUGUCGGGGAGCAGCUGUACCAGGCGCCUGAGGCCCUGUUCGCACCCGACCAGUUGGGCAUCCAGAACCCAGGCCUCUCGAAAAUGGUCUCCUGCAGCAUCAGCAAGUGUGAUGCAGACAUCCAGAAGACCCUUUUUGGGGAGAUUGUGCUGUCCGGGGGCACCACUCUGUUCCAGGGCCUCGAUGACCGUCUCCUGAAGGAGCUGGAGCAGCUGGCUUCCAAGGGGACCCCCAUCAAGAUCACUGCUCCCCCUGACAGGUGGUUCUCCACUUGGAUUGGGGCUUCCAUUGUCACCUCUCUGAGCAGCUUCAAGCAGAUGUGGGUCACCUCCGCAGAUUUCAAGGAGUUUGGGACAUCCGUGGUUCAGAGAAGGUGCUUCUGAAGGGCUCUGGGCAAGGGGUAGGAGUGGGCAGUGAGCUUGCCCCUUGGCAUCAGCAGGAUGUUCAAUAAAAGACAAAACAGUGCAGCC